Leptosomus discolor (cuckoo roller) is the source of this 1484-nucleotide messenger RNA. It is a transcript of the gene SUPT7L, whose product is annotated as SPT7 like, STAGA complex subunit gamma. Gene Ontology annotation, molecular function: transcription coactivator activity; protein heterodimerization activity. Gene Ontology annotation, cellular component: SAGA complex. The record is from RefSeq and is a predicted model, not a curated record. NCBI's taxonomy places the organism in Eukaryota, Metazoa, Chordata, Aves, Leptosomiformes, Leptosomidae.
AUGCUGCGCUAUUGGGGUGAGAUCCCGGUUUCAUCCAACCAGGCCAACCGCAGCUCCUUUGACCUGCUUCAGCGCGAGUUUCGGACCGUGGAAGUCCAAGAUCCUCCGUUGCAUCAGCCGUCCGCCAACAAACCCCGGCCGACCACCAUGCUGGACAUCCCCUCGGAGCCCUGCAGCCUCACCAUUCACACCAUCCAGCUCAUCCAGCACAACCGGCGGCUGCGCAGCCUCAUCGCCAUGGCUCAGGCCCAAAACCAGCAGCAAGCGGAAGGCAUAAAAACCGAAGACAACGAACCUCUGCCGUCUCGUCCGGCCUCACCGCCUCUCCCUGAUGACUUGCUUCCUCUGGAUAGCAAAACCCCCAAAAUGCCCUUUCAGCUGAGGCACAGUGACCCAGAGAGUGAUUUCUACAGAGGAAAAGGGGAGCCAGUGACUGAGCUGAGUUGGUCUUCCUGCCGGCAGCUCCUCUACCAGUCGAUGGCCACCAUCCUGGCUCACACAGGCUUUGAGUGUGCCAAUGAGAGCGUCCUGGAGACCCUGACAGACAUCGCCCACGAGUACUGCUUGAAGUUCACCAAACUGCUGCGCUUCGCCGUGGAUCGAGAAGCUCGACUUGGGCACACCCCUUUCCCUGAUGUCAUGGAGCAGGUCUUCCACGAGGUGGGCAUUGGCAGCGUGCUCUCGCUGCAGAAGUUCUGGCAGCACCGCAUCAAGGACUACCACAGCUACAUGCUUCAGGUUAGCAAGCAGCUCUCUGAAGAGUACGAGAAGAUUGUCAACCCUGAAAAGGCAGCAGAAGACACAAAGCCUGUGAAGAUUAAGGAGGAACCUGUCAGUGAUAUUACUUUCCCCAUAAGUGAGGAGCUGGAAGGAGAUCUGGCUUCUGGUGACCAGUCUUUGCCCGUUGGAGUCCUUGGAGCUCAAAGCGAGCGCUUCUCUGCCAACUUGGAAGUAGAAGCUUCCCCGCAGACUUCAGGGGCUGAGGUGAAUGCUUCCCCACUCUGGAACCUGGCACAGGUCAAAAUGGAGCCACAGGAGAAUGAAGAGGCCAAUGUACAUGGCCACGGGGUCCUGGGCAGUGAUGUCUUUGAGGAACCGAUGUCAGGCAUGAGCGAAGCUGGGAUGCCGCAGAGCCCCAACGGCUCUGAGAGCAGCUAUGGUUCUCAUUCUGCUGACAGUCUGAUGGGAUCCUCACCUGUCUUCAACCAGCGCUGCAAGAAAAAGAUGAAGAAGAUGUGAAAAGAGACAGUCUUUUUAUGUCAUCCUGAAGGUAUGUAGUAGACUUGAAGAGAACUAAGAGAGCACCAUGAUGUCUGUGAUUCAUAAACGGGGCUGGCCGUGGUGUAUGAGGGCCCUUGCAUAAAAUGAUUGUGAGAUGUUUGAUGUGUAGGGCACUUCAGCUCCCCUCUUCGCUGGCUUCUGUACUCCAUCCAGGCUCAUGAGACUGAAGAUCAACCUAUGCAUUUGAUGGUGUUGGGGCUUGC